GUUUUCAAGCCAAUAGUUGAAAAGUUCAAUUUCACAUUUAAUUGUGACAUAAAGAAAAGGGGCUACUACCCUCAGGGAGGUGGUGAAGUUGUAGUCCACAUGUCACCAGUCAAAGAGCUGAGCCCAAUAAACUUAACAGAACGUGGCACAGUGACGAAGAUUUAUGGAAGAGCAUUUGUUGCUGGAGCGCUGCCUAUAAAACUGGCAAAAGACAUGGCAGCAGCAGCAGUGAGGUGCAUCAGGAAAGAAAUCAGAGAUCUUUACAUUAACAUUCAGCCUGUUCGAGAGCCUGAUGAUCAGGCCUUUGGGACUGGAAGUGGAAUAAUUGUUGUUGCAGAGACGUCAACAGGUUGUUUGUUAGCUGGGUCAUCGCUUGGCAAGAGAGGAAAGAAUUCUGACAAGGUUGGCAUUGAAGCAGCGGAGAUACUGCUAAGGAAUCUUAAACAUGGUGGAACUGUGGAUGAUUCUCUGCAAGACCAACUGAUUAUUUUUAUGGCACUAGCAAAGGGGGUGUCUCGAGUGAAAAGUGGACCAAUAACACUUCAUACUCAAACAGCUAUACACUUUGCAGAGCAGCUAACAAAGGCCAAAUUUACUGUGACAAAAGCCGAAGAGGAAGAUCCCAGUAAAGAUGCCUACAUCAUUGAGUGCCAAGGAAUGGGGAUGGUAAACCCAAACUUACAGAGUUAGAAAAACAAAAAGGCAGCAAGCUGACAAAAACAAAACUCAACAUACCUCAGUGAUGUAUUGCACUACAUUUCAAUGGGUGUAUGAUGUGCAUGUGAACAGGAGGAGCCUUCUGUCACAUC
Messenger RNA from Merops nubicus (carmine bee-eater), 809 nucleotides. It is a transcript of the gene RTCA, whose product is annotated as RNA 3'-terminal phosphate cyclase. The annotation marks the transcript as partial. Gene Ontology annotation, biological process: RNA processing. Gene Ontology annotation, cellular component: nucleus. NCBI's taxonomy places the organism in Eukaryota, Metazoa, Chordata, Aves, Coraciiformes, Meropidae. The transcript is spliced from 7 exons. The record is from RefSeq and is a predicted model, not a curated record. Gene Ontology annotation, molecular function: RNA-3'-phosphate cyclase activity.